UUUUAUUUUAGCACAAUGCCGAAUCGUCCGACGCGGAAGAAAGACCCCCGCAUUCUACUGCAGGAUUUCCUGGCGUUAUGCCUAUGGCUCCUUUUCCUGGCUGAAACCGCCGAUGGAAUGCGGUGCAGGAUUCCCUAUGAGAGGGUCAGGGAAAACUACUGCUACUUUGUUGCCGAUGAAGAACCGCUGCACACAUCGUUCCACAACUUCUGCUACCAGGACAAGCGCACCUCUCGGGUUUGCCUGGAUAGUGAGGAGGAGAUGCGGUUUCUGGCCCAGCACCUUUACGAGAUGGGCUACCCGAAUGGAACCCAGUUCUGGAGUGCCGGCCAUCGCUGGCCAGGUGACAAUCGCUUCUAUUGGAACUACUUUGGAAGGGCUAGGCCUCUGAACUACUCAAAUUGGGCGGUGGACGAGCCGACUCCCCAAAUGGGUAGGAACUGCCUAAUUCUUACACUUCGAGGUGGAGAACUCGUAAUGAGCAGUGAGUCCUGCUAUACCCGAGCUGUCGAUAUAUGCGAACAGACCCUGAAUGGUACAGAUGCCCGUUCUGUUAUCCACUGAUUGACAAAUAUUAUUUCGUAUACCUACAUAAGUACCUAGCCAAAGCGGCGUAUGACAAAAAUCACAUCUCGAAUUCCCUUUAUUUCUUUUAAAAUAUAAAAAAAUCAGGUGAAAUACCAAAAAAUUACAUUUUUAUAAACUUUUUGUUUAAAAAUUGUACACUAACAAAAAUUAAAGAUAUACCAAAAAUAAAUAGCGGUGGACUUAAGUCCUCCAUUAAAACAUCA
Drosophila subpulchrella is the source of this 791-nucleotide messenger RNA. RefSeq lists its product as uncharacterized. NCBI's taxonomy places the organism in Eukaryota, Metazoa, Arthropoda, Insecta, Diptera, Drosophilidae. The record is from RefSeq and is a predicted model, not a curated record. The transcript has 2 exons. The coding region runs from base 16 to 564 and encodes 182 amino acids.